AUUUGUGAUUGUGACAAUACAAUGUAGAAUUUUAUUUGAUUGUACAUGGAUUAUUGUUUUUAGAAAUUUUGUUUUCUCCUUUAGGCUAGCGUAGAUCAUAACUAAGGAUUUAAUUCCAAAUGCUAUGACAAAUAUUGAGGCGCUUCGCCUCCGCUCAAAAUGGUCUUAAAUGCUGCCGCUCAAGUUCUAAGGGAAGCAGAUGAUUUGAAACAAAAAGUUAUAAAAUGUCAUAAUGGCACUUCUAUGUUACAAGAUCGAAGCCUUUGGGCUACUCAGCAACAAUUGCAGAAGGCAUAUCAAAAAGUGUUGACCUUAGACCUAGAUUAUGCUUUGGAAAAGAAAGUGGAGCAAGAUCUUUGGAAUGUUGGAUUUAAGCAGCAAAUUGAGGCACUGCAAGCCAUAUCUAAAGAUAGGAAGAAUGCCCAACGUAGCGAGGCCCAAGGGAUGCUGUCUUGGGUGCUCCAAGCUGCAGCCGGCUUCUACCUGUGCCUGCUCCACCAAAUUUGCACCACAUACAAACUUGAUUUACCAUUUCGCCGUCGCGCGUCCCUCGUGGGCGCAGUGGAAGGCUGGGAGCCCACCGCUGGGAUCACACUAAACAACACUGCCGGUGUCGCAGCCGCGCGCUACGCGUGCCAACACUGCCUCGUGCACCUGGGGGACCUUGCGCGGUACAGGCAGCAGCUGCGGGUGGCCCACACCUUUUAUAGGCAUGCGCUUGCCGUGUCUGCGCACUCUGGACAACCAUAUAACCAGCUGGCGCUAGUGGCGUGGCGGCGUGGGCGUCGCCUCGCGGCAGUGUACUGGCACGUGCGCUCGCUGCUGGUGCGCGCGCCCUUCCCGCCCGCGCCCGCCAACCUCGCGCGCACGCUCGCAGCCGCCGCCUGCCGCGACGGCAAGGACGCCAGCCCGCUGCCCGUGCUGACCGGCGUGUCGGAGAGCAAGUCGCCGACAGUCAGCAAGUCGCGGCUCGACUCGCACUCGUACGUGGGCGAGCUGCUGCGCGCCUUGCACUACUUGCACACGGUGGAUCAACUGGAGAGUGCCUCGGAACUAGUCAAUACAUUGAACUCUUCCCUAUCGCCAUUGAUAGCUACAGACAGUUUUGAUUCCCUUACACUUAUAAAGAUGGCCUGCGUUAUAAUAUGGAUAGUACACUCGACCACAGAAGAUCUGUCGCUCGAAACAAACGCUCUAAGCGAAGGAGAAGCCACAGCUGCGCAGUUGGCGGGAUCACUUGCGGCCGCGACUGUACUUGCGUUACUAUUGCCUGCUUAUACCGCUGAACGACCGCCUGCUAAAGCCUUACCGACGUUAAAGAUAUUCCUGCAGUGGAUAGUAUGCAACCCUAAAGUAGUGAAGUCAUCUGCGUGGAAAUCCCGACCGCAGAUCUGGGCUGCGCUUGCGCACGUGUUCAACAAACUGGCUGAAACAGCCUCGUUGAGGGAUGAUAAGUUCGACCUCGUCCCCCUCCCGGAGGACGAGGAGCUGAACGGUUUCGUGCCGCUGGAGGGCGCGCUCAAGGGGCUGAAGUUCGCUAGUCACGCCGCCUGGCGCGACCUGCCCGAUGUUCAGCCUGAUGAGGAUACCGGCGCGGACGUGAGCAGCCUGAGCCUAGUGGGCGAGCCGGAGCUGGAGCAGCGCGUGCGCGCGCGCCGCCUGCUCGCGCUCGGCAAGCGGCUCGCCGAACUGUUCGCCGAGCAUAUCGCAUACACAGAGGACGAAGACACCAUAGUGUUCACGGCGAGCGAAGUGGGCGGGGAGCAACUGACGCAAGCUCUGGAGUCGUUGUCUAUGGCCCAAACGGACUCGAACCCGGAACCGAGCGAGGAGACAAGCACUGCCCCACCGCCCCCCGUGAUCAUAUCGGAAGCUGAUUUUAGGGAAAAGGUUCGUGAGAAGCGUGUGGGCAUCCUAAAGCCGCAGGGCUCGCUGGAGCGCGCGAGAGAAGAACGAGCACUAGCCACCAACACAUCGCCUACUGAGGAAAUAGAAAGCUGUGAAAGUGCCAAAGCUGAAGAUAAAAAAGAGUGCCGCAAGCCGCGCGUCAACAUCGCAAUGGCGGCCAUCAUGCGCAAACAGGAGGAGACUAAUAAACAGGUUAAAUUCGUAACUCCGCCUCCAACACCGGACUCAACAGGCGACGCCAAUGAGUCUAAAGAUGAUAAACCAAAAGUGAUACAACCGAAAGCGAUCAAGUCUCUCGCCAACAUUCCCAUUGGAAGAAAGACUGGAGGCAUUCUCUCCUUAAAGGACAAAUCCGCCGGCUACCCCCACCUUGUAAACGCAGAACCAGACAAGAAACCAGAAAAAGAUGAUAAAAAAGACCCUAAACUAUCACAACCUAAUCAAAACCAACAGAAAAGACAAGAUAGCCCAUGGAACAUGCCGCAGAACUACAACGAUGCGCAAAGAAUGAACUACCAGAAAAACUAUGGCAUACAAAACGCGGGGAUCAGUUAUAACCCGAGUUAUCAAAGUCCCAGUAACCAAGGAAUUAGGCUCCCAGUGGUUAAUCCAAAGGAAAUUGACGUCAGAACAGCGGCGUUACAAAAACAGAGUUCCCGCCAGGAUAUGUUCCAAGAUGGACACAAAUUUGCCAACCAAAACUACCAAGUUUCCGGGGAUAAGAAGAAUUUCUUGAACGAUCUGCCCCCACGAUUCGCAAACCAAUACAGAUAUUGGCAAGCGGCGCAAGAUAACCAAAAUGACAAUAAAUUUAGAGACGAAAACUUCAAAGCGAACACAUUCCCGCAGCGGCAGAAUUGGCCGAACCCAGAGCAGAAUUAUCAACAACCACUUUCCUGGUGGAAACCGGAACAGCCAAGCUUUAAUUCCAACUUCUCCGCUCCACCAUUAACCAUGCAAAAUGUGCCUAACUUCUAUUCCCAACUACCUUCUAACAACCCUUAUCAAAACGUACCCUUCAACCAAAUGCCGGGUCAAAACCUGCAAAACUUAGGUCAAAAUCUGAGUAUGGGUCAAAAUCCACAAAAUCUUCCGAAGACAGACAACUUAGUUCCCAAUUAUCUUCAAUCCAACAUUGGGCAACCGCAACUAUCUCUUCAGAAUUUGGUAAACACGCCAAACUUUAAUUCUCUAAAUAGCCUGACUUACAACCCAGUAGGUUAUGAUUCGUCCAUGUACCCUCAAUUUGGCAAAUUCAGUUACCCGCCAGUACAAAUGUUGGAUAAGCCGUUUUCUAAUGCUAAAGAGCAAAUGGGACUUAAUUUUUCAAAUCCUCUUGAUAUGCCGAGAGGGCUGGGUUACAAUGAGGCGUUCAAUCAAGAUAUGGGUGGUAUGAAGAAUUUGGAUAGUAUGAGGGUACAGGCGGGGGGCGAAGCGCCAGCUGACGGCAACACGUACUCGCUAUUUAGCGGAGCACCCGACUCAACGCCCGCACCGCUUCUACCCACACAGUCACUAUGGUCCGGACCCGGCUCGCCGCUAGAGAGACUGCUAGAACAACAGAAACAAAGCAAACACCCGCCCGCGCCUCACUGACAAAAACUUACAAUUUUAUUGUUAUAUACAAUGUUUGGAAAAUUACGCCUUGUUGUAAAAAUUGUAUUACACCUAAUUUUUUUCUUUUCAUACUUGUGAUGUAAAACAUCACGUUUUAUGAGUCAAAAUCAUUGAUGUAAAAUGUACAACUAGACUCACACUCAUUCUUAAAAAUUGUCCGAUGUAAAAUUCUGCCUACGCGUGUAAAGGCAGAGUUUUCUAAUGAGCGAUACAAUACACUUUGAAUUUAACUGCCCAGUAAUAAGGGGUUAAAUUCAAUUCAUGUUGCUAGGCCACCUUUUAACUCAAAUUGUGAGUUUAGUUGUUUAAAAAGUACGUCUAUCGAAAUGAGAUAUCAAAGGAAAAAAGGAAAAACGUUUCAAGUUGUUAACAAUUUUGUUGAGAGGUGAUAGAUACUUUAGCAUUUUUUAUACAAAUUUGUCUAUGACCAAUAUGUUGCAUUCUGCAGAAGUUUUAAAUACAGUUUAAAAAGUGUUGUAAUAGCUAGAUUUGAGUGAGAAAUGUUUGUGUGCAUAUUGUAGAGAAUUGUAAAGGUUUAUAUGGAUUGGGAAAUAUCGAAUAAAAUGAAUUUGCAUACCUAGCUGCUCAACUUUAGUUAAUUUAAAUUAAAAGACGUUAUUUUAUUCGAUAGUUCCCAUCCAGCAUUGUUACCUUCGUUCUAAGUGAAUCAAAGUCAGAAAUCAAGAUUGUAAAAACAUAUUUUGUAAUAAAAGUAUUUUUGUUAUA
This is a messenger RNA of Colias croceus (clouded yellow), 4251 nucleotides long. RefSeq lists its product as uncharacterized. Gene Ontology annotation, biological process: nuclear-transcribed mRNA catabolic process, nonsense-mediated decay. Gene Ontology annotation, molecular function: telomeric repeat DNA binding; protein binding; telomerase RNA binding. The record is from RefSeq and is a predicted model, not a curated record. NCBI's taxonomy places the organism in Eukaryota, Metazoa, Arthropoda, Insecta, Lepidoptera, Pieridae. Bases 160 to 3504 code for a protein of 1114 amino acids. Gene Ontology annotation, cellular component: telomerase holoenzyme complex. The transcript has 18 exons.